Messenger RNA from Aphidius gifuensis, 925 nucleotides. RefSeq names its product trypsin-4-like. Gene Ontology annotation, molecular function: serine-type endopeptidase activity. NCBI's taxonomy places the organism in Eukaryota, Metazoa, Arthropoda, Insecta, Hymenoptera, Braconidae. The transcript has 3 exons. Gene Ontology annotation, biological process: proteolysis. The record is from RefSeq and is a predicted model, not a curated record. Bases 50 to 853 code for a protein of 267 amino acids.
UUGUCGUUGCUAUAUAAGCCUGCUAACUGUCAUUGAUAUUUUAAAAUUCAUGAUAAUGUUUAAGUUUGUUAUUUUAUUUGUCUUGUUGGCUGGCAGCCUAGCAUUGAAUUCACGUGUUAUUGGUGGAUUUGAACCAGAACCUCAUCAGUUUCCUUAUUUAGUAUCAGUAAUAUGGGAAUUUCCACCAUUACUACCACAACGUCAUGUAUGUGGUGGUGUUAUUGUAUCACCAGAAUGGAUUGUAACUGCUGCUAGUUGCAUUGAAAAAUAUGGUAAAUUAUCAAUCAAAUCUGGCAAACAUAAUCUUGCUGUUUAUGAACCCAGUGAAGAAACUCGUGAAGUACAAUUUAGUGUUAUUCACAAAGACUACAAAAAAGCUUCAAUUUUAAAUCGUAUUCCAAAAAAUAAUAUUGCAUUGUUAAAGCUUAAAUUUCCAUUGAAUUUAUCAACAUACAGUCAAGCAUUAAAUUUUGAAUAUACAAGUGAUAAUUACAGUGGUGAUGUAACAGUUAUUGGUUGGGGUGGUAAAAAUGAAAUUCUUCCAAUACCUGAAGCAGCAUCAGCACCACUUUUACCAUGGGAUAGUUGUUUAGAAGUUUUACGUAUAUCAUAUAAAAAUAUUAAACUAGAAGAUACAAAUAUAUGUACAGGACCAAUUGGUGGUACAAUAUCAGCAUGUUCACAAGAUAUUGGUGGUCCACUUGUUAAAUAUAAUGAACAAAAACAGCCACAGCUAGUUGGAAUUGUUUCAUGGACAAAUAAACCUUGUGGUAAAAAUGGUCUUCCAACAGUUUAUACACAUGUUCCCAACUACAUUGAUUGGAUCAAUGACAAACUAGAAGCAUCAAAAUAAAUAAAUAAUAUUUUAAUUCUCUUCUUGUUGUUGAAUAUUAUUUUAAAAAAUAAAAAAAAAUGUUAUACAUGA